AUGGGCCCCUGUACCGCCUCCUCUUGCUGCUGCCAGGCCCGUAAUCUGCCAUGGGCCCCCGUACCGCCUCCUCAUGCUGCUGCCAGGCCCGUAAUCUGUCAUGGGCCCCUGUACCGCCUCCUCAUGCUGCUGCCAGGUCCAGAGUCUCUCAUGGGUCCCUGUACGGCCUCCCAUUGCUGCUGUCUCCAUCGCCACACUCUGCCAUGUGCCACUUUCAGGUCUCCUCACACUGCUGGUGGGUUCCAUUUUGUCAUAGGGUGCUGUAUGGCCUCCCAUUGCUGCUGCCUCCACUGCCACACUGUGGCUCCACACUCUGGUUUUGGCCCCGUGACUGCCCAAAUGAGUGAAGUGUGCGGUGAUUCUAAGAUCGACGGCACUCAUCUGCAUGUCAUACUGACUGACAGUAUUAUUUCUCUUCCCCAGCAGACUCCAAGGGCAUUUAAAUUAAAGGUACAGUGUUCUGCACUAAUAUAA
Messenger RNA from Staurois parvus, 474 nucleotides. Lineage: Eukaryota; Metazoa; Chordata; Amphibia; Anura; Ranidae. The record is from the annotation of a GenBank genome assembly.